Messenger RNA from Darwinula stevensoni, 428 nucleotides. NCBI's taxonomy places the organism in Eukaryota, Metazoa, Arthropoda, Ostracoda, Podocopida, Darwinulidae. The record is from the annotation of a GenBank genome assembly.
UUUUGACAGGAUAUUGCUUACCAGAAUCAUUCUUCCAGCCUCACCUGAAGAGAACUAUAGGCGAUUUCAUGAAAGCACUCAAAGAUCCUAGCCUUCCUUUAUUGGAGCUCCAGGAAGUCAUUUCAUCCAUUUCAGGACGUAUUCCAUCCACAGUGGAGAAGCAAAUCAGAAAGUUCAUGUCACAGUAUGCCAGCAAUAUCACAUCUGUCCUAGCUCAAUUUCCAUCUCAGCAGAUUGCUUCUGUCAUUGACAACUAUGCAGCAUCUCUACAAAAGAGAACAGACCGGGAUGUGUUCUUCAUGACCACUCAAGGGAUCUUGCAACUGGUUCAAAGGUAUCGCAAUGGGAUCCGUGGAAGGAUGAGAACUGCAGUUCAAGACCUUCUCAAGCAAUAUCUUCAAGUGGAAACUCUUUUCCAGCAUGGUUGA